Orycteropus afer afer is the source of this 2329-nucleotide messenger RNA. RefSeq names its product kelch like family member 11 (gene KLHL11). The record is from RefSeq and is a predicted model, not a curated record. NCBI's taxonomy places the organism in Eukaryota, Metazoa, Chordata, Mammalia, Tubulidentata, Orycteropodidae. Gene Ontology annotation, molecular function: protein binding.
CGGCGGCGUUAAGAUGGCGGCGGCAGCGGUAGCAGCUGCGGCUGCAGCGGCCGCGGCUGCAUCUCUUCAGGUGCUCGAGAUGGAAAGCAUGGAGACGGCUGCCGCCGGCUCGGCAGGGCUGGCAGCCGAAGUCAGAGGCAGCGGCACGGUGGACUUCGGGCCUGGGCCUGGAAUAUCUGCAAUGGAGGCGAGCGGGGGAGAUCCCGGCCCGGAGGCCGAGGACUUCGAGUGCAGCUCUCACUGCUCGGAGCUGUCCUGGAGACAGAAUGAGCAGCGACGCCAAGGCCUCUUCUGCGACAUUACCUUGUGCUUCGGCGGUGCUGGAGGCCGCGAGUUCCGGGCUCACCGCUCGGUGCUGGCCGCCGCCACCGAGUACUUCACGCCCUUACUCUCGGGCCAGUUUUCCGAGUCCCGCUCGGGCCGAGUGGAGAUGCGCAAGUGGAGCUCGGAGCCCGGGCCCGAGCCUGACACGGUGGAAGCUGUUAUCGAGUACAUGUACACCGGGAGGAUCCGCGUCAGCACCGGCAGUGUGCACGAGGUGUUAGAGUUAGCCGACAGGUUUUUAUUAAUUCGUUUAAAAGAAUUUUGUGGAGAAUUCCUCAAGAAAAAGCUUCAUCUUUCUAAUUGUGUGGCCAUUCAUAGUUUAGCUCACAUGUACACCCUGAGCCAGCUUGCUCUGAAAGCUGCCGAUAUGAUACGGAGAAAUUUCCACAAAGUAAUUCAAGAUGAAGAAUUUUACACUUUACCUUUCCAUCUCAUUCGAGACUGGCUUUCAGACUUGGAAAUUACGGUUGAUUCUGAAGAGGUGCUCUUUGAAACAGUUUUGAAAUGGGUUCAGAGAAAUGCUGAAGAGAGAGAGAGAUACUUUGAAGAACUUUUUAAGUUGCUGAGAUUGUCCCAGAUGAAGCCUACGUACCUUACUCGGCAUGUCAAACCAGAGAGGCUGGUGGCCAGUAAUGAAGUCUGCGUCAAGCUGGUGGCCGAUGCAGUGGAGAGGCACGCUCUGAGAGCCGAGAACAUACAGUCUGGCACGUUCCAGCACCCCACUUCUCAUGUCUCUCUGUUACCUCGCUACGGGCAAAACAUGGACGUGAUCAUGGUUAUUGGAGGCGUGUCAGAAGGGGGGGACUAUUUAAGUGAAUGUGUGGGAUAUUUUGUAGAUGAGGACAGAUGGGUAAACUUGCCUCAUAUUCAUAAUCACCUUGAUGGACAUGCAGUUGCAGUAACAGAAUCCUAUGUGUAUGUUGCUGGAUCAAUGGAACCAGGGUUUGCUAAAACUGUGGAAAGGUAUAACCCAAAUUUGAAUACGUGGGAACAUGUUUGUAGUCUGAUGACAAGAAAGCACUCUUUUGGGCUAACAGAAGUCAAAGGAAAGCUCUAUAGCAUUGGAGGACAUGGCAAUUUUAGUCCUGGCUUUAAAGAUGUGACUGUUUACAAUCCUGAGCUUGAUAAAUGGCACAACUUGGAAUCGGCACCAAAGAUUCUACGAGAUGUCAAAGCACUCGCCAUUGAAGACCGGUUUGUAUACAUUGCUGCCCGCACUCCUGUGGAUCGUGACACUGAAGACGGAUUAAAAGCCGUAAUUACUUGUUAUGAUACAGAGACUCGACAGUGGCAAGAUGUGGAAUCUUUACCACUUAUUGACAAUUACUGCUUUUUCCAGAUGUCUGUAGUUAAUUCAAACUUUUACCAGACAGCGUCAUGCUGUCCUAAGAGUUACUCUUUAGAAAAUGAAGAGGCGGUUCGAAAAAUUGCCAGCCAGAUAUCUGAUGAGAUCCUUGAAAGCUUACCUCCAGAAGUCCUGAGCAUUGAAGGAGCAGCCAUUUGCUAUUACAAAGAUGAUGUUUUCAUUAUUGGAGGUUGGAAAAACAGUGAUGAUAUUGACAAACAGUAUCGGAAAGAAGCCUACCGGUACUGUGCUGAGAGGAAGAGGUGGAUGCUGCUUCCUCCCAUGCCACAGCCUCGUUGUAGAGCCACUGCUUGCCACGUGAGAAUCCCGUACCGGUACUUGCACGGCACACAGAGGUAUCCUAUGCCUCAAAACUUAAUGUGGCAGAAGGACCGGAUCAGACAAAUGCAAGAAAUACAUCGGCAUGCCCUAAACAUGCGGCGAGUGCCAAGCUCUCAGAUCGAAUGCUAGGUUCUCUAGUAGGUGCAGCUUAAAACAGUUGUGUUUUCCUGAGGCUGAAGCUAUACAGACUGUUACUGGAAAAAGUGUCAAUAACUUAUUUUCUACCUGAACUAAUUUAUCACAAAUAAAGGAAAAGUAGUUAAAAACUGAAGAAUGGGAAACUCGAUUCCAUACGUGGUAACUUUUGUUAGCUUGCAA